CAAAAUUUGUAAACACGUGAAUAACGGCAGUGUCGGUAUUGUUCGCCAUGUUGAAUACUGUACGCAUGCGCCGAAAUGUAAAUGCUACCGCGUGCGGAAAUGCGUUUACGUCACCGCUUUUCGUUUCCGCGACACAUCAGUUCAUCCACCCUAAUGGCGACUUCCAUUAACUCUCCACUCCGUCGACCUUAAAUCAUCGAAAUUUAAUACUAUCAGUCCCCUAAAUGAAAGGAAAAAAACCUAGAAAAGGACUGACGAUGUAACAACGUGUUUGCCAGACGAGUGAUAAAAACGAGGCAAAUGUAAACUCAAACUCGGCGGUUUUAAAAUCUUUCAUUAAAAACAGAUUGUUGACAUACGAGAAUAUUUUAAAUUGAGAAAAUGAAGAUAAAAGUUGAGCCAGAAAAUGAAUAUUCAGAGUUUACAUUUAACCCAUGUGAUGAGAAGUUUGAAGUGUUAAAGAAUUGCAAGAAAGAAUUAAAUACGGAUACCAAAAAGUUCUGUAGAAGAAUUAAAUCUGAACCUUCAGACCAUAAAUAUACACAGAUAAAUACUUAUGAAAAUUCAAGUUCAAGAAAUAAUACAAACUAUUCCAAUUAUUGGAGUAAUUCCAGUUAUAACAGCGAAAUAGAUUGUAAGAAAAAGGAAAUAAAAGAAGAGAAACGUGACAUUAAACAUGGCAUAAAAUUAGAAUGUAAAGUCGUUUUGAAAAGAUUGAAUUUUAAAAUCAAAACUGAAGAUUGUAAAGUUUAUCUCCCAAAUGAAUACGAAGAUUUAGAGCCUGUCAAGAACGAAUUCUCCAUUCCCGACAGAAAUUUUAACAGGAAUGAAACGAACGUUCAAAAUAUCAAGAAAGAAGAAGUAACAGACAAUUGUGAUGUAAAACAUGGUAUAAAAUCAGAAUGUAAAGUUGAUUUGAAAAAAUUAAAGAUUGAAGUAAAGACUGAAGAUUGUAAAGAAGUUGUUCAUGUACCAGAUGAUAACGAACAGGUAAUGCCUGUCAACAAUGAAUUUCGCACUCCGGACGAAAACUGUAACAAGAAUGAAAUGAACAUCCAAAUGGAGGAGGAAGAGCAAAUUCAGGAAUACUUUUUUCAGCACAAUUCACAAACGGAACAACGUUAUAAAUAUAAAAUGAAAACGAAGAAAUACGUUCCUUCCAAUAGAAAAUGCAAAAAACUUCAUAAUAAGAUUAAAAGAAAAUACUUCAGGAUUAUGUUUUCAUCUCAUUCUAAACAAAUAUUUUCGUGUUAUUUUUGUAAACUGCUUUUUGCAAAUAACAGAAUAUUUCAAACACAUCUGUUCUGUCAUAUUGGUAAAAAACCAUUUCGCUGCACAACCUGCAAUAAGAAGUUUUUGUGGCAAUUUCUUUUGCUGAGACACAUGAAAGANAACUAA
Molecule: messenger RNA, 1398 nt
Organism: Centruroides sculpturatus (bark scorpion)
Lineage: Eukaryota; Metazoa; Arthropoda; Arachnida; Scorpiones; Buthidae
Product: E3 ubiquitin-protein ligase ZFP91-like
Exons: 8
Coding region: 382-1398 (338 amino acids)
Source: RefSeq, a predicted model, not a curated record